Caenorhabditis angaria is the source of this 1205-nucleotide messenger RNA. NCBI's taxonomy places the organism in Eukaryota, Metazoa, Nematoda, Chromadorea, Rhabditida, Rhabditidae. The record is from the annotation of a GenBank genome assembly.
AUGAUUGAUCCGGUCAACAAUUUACGGUUAGGUGUUCCUGAAGCACCAGAAGAAAUCAUUCCAAAUGAUCCAAUCAAUAUUGUAGAAGGUGCAAGAAGAUAUUCACCAUUAUCACCACCAAUCGAUUAUUAUCUUGGUGCACAGAAUAAUGUUGUUGUUGAAGUUGUUGAUGUUGUUCAAUUAGUAAACAAUCGGGUAAACGAACAAGGUGAUGGGUAUCAUAAUUCAGAUAAUGAACAUGAAGAGGAUGAUGAUAUUGAAGAACAUGAAAUUGUUCAUAAUCCACCAGUUGUUAAUCCACUUCUCAAUCACAGAGAAUCAAGAUAUAUGCCAUAUUCCCCAGCAGAAACUCCAUCAUCAUCAAAUUCUCCAAACUCUAGUUCGGGAAGAAAUUCACCAAUCAACGGAAUUGCUCUAUUCGGAAAUGUUGAAGAUGCGUAUUGUCGAGAAGAGACAAUGUCACCAGGAGAAGUUAUCAGUGUUCGAGAAUUAUUGACACAAGGAGUUAGUGACAUGAAUUUCUCGGAUGGUGAAACUUGUGUUGAAGAAGAAGUUGGUGGAACAACUAGGAAACGGAGAAAUGCAGAAAGUGAGAAUGAUGAACCAUUGCAAAAACGACGGGUUCAUUUUGAACUAUUGAAAGUGAGUGUUUUUUGAAUUUAUGUUGGAAGCGUGAAAUAAACUAUGAUUAUCUUCUAUAUAAUUAUGAAAAAAAGCAAAAAAAUAAAUAAAUAUAGGUUAACUCUGAAGAUGUUUUCCUUGAUGAUAUCAUUCUAUUGGUUUUAAGGGCAGUCACGUUUCAUUUUUCUGAAUUGGAUGCUGAUUUUCAGCACGCAAUUAGUGAAAAACUUCAUCAAGUUGAAAGGGGAAUCAAAAAUGAAAUCAUCCUCAGACAAAAAGUGCAUUCUCCAAUUAAAGUGAAUUUCGUUAGGGGUUUUCUUUGUAUUGAAAUCCCCAUGGAAAACAUUUUCAGAAAAACAUGGGGUUUUGAAAAUAUACAGGAAGUAGACAUUUGUUUCCUGAAAAAGCUUAAAUCCUUUUUAUAAUUAUAGAUAUCUAUAACUAUAACAGUAUCAAUUUUUCAGGUCUUCCCAUCAAACUAUCGUCGCGAUCCACCAGAUGAUUCGGGAGCUGGUCCAAGUGGAACACAAUCAACUGGUUCAAACAAUAAUAAUAUCAACAAUCAAAAUAUGAAUUUGCUUUAA